AUGGUGAUGCUUUUUAUGUCAUUUGGAUAUGGUGAUGAGAUUGUUCCGAGUGAAGCUGUAAGUGUCAAAGAAAUAAUGAAAUCAGUUAUUGAGAGUUUGCCAGUGGGCAAAGGAGGUUACUCGUUUUCAAACUUUGAGACUGUUGUUUAUGACUAAUGUGGUAACUCAAGAUCCAUUGUCUUGAAUGGUGAUAGCUCUACUCUUGAUCAAUAUGAUGAAGAUUUGAAUAUAGUUGAAGAAAAGAAAUAUCUUAGAGAGCCGUUGUUUCAAACUAUUAACGACUCUUGCUUUUGA
Molecule: messenger RNA, 294 nt
Organism: Stylonychia lemnae
Lineage: Eukaryota; Ciliophora; Spirotrichea; Sporadotrichida; Oxytrichidae
Source: the annotation of a GenBank genome assembly